Messenger RNA from Salmo salar (Atlantic salmon), 5781 nucleotides. It is a transcript of the gene ankfy1, whose product is annotated as ankyrin repeat and FYVE domain containing 1. Lineage: Eukaryota; Metazoa; Chordata; Actinopteri; Salmoniformes; Salmonidae. The record is from RefSeq and is a predicted model, not a curated record. Gene Ontology annotation, molecular function: protein binding; metal ion binding.
ACGCCCUUUCUUUAUUAGUCUCGAGUUAAAUGCAUUAUUUGAAUGGCUAUACUGUAUUUUUUUUAAUUGGGUAGUUAUAAAACAUAAACGACUGUCUCCCCUUCGUCUUGUACAGUUAUUUGCUAAUUUUCCCUUGCAACUAACUAGCUAGUCGGGUUUUACUAUAUCUGGUCGGGUGGUAUGUUGUUGGGUUGGGCGGAGAAGGCAACUAACGUUGGCUAGUUUAGCAGGCUAGCCACUUAAUUCGCCGGGUGGUUGGACUCAAUGAACGGGAUUGGUAACUAAAGAAAGCAGAAUUUGCUAACGCAGAAUGCAUAAGGAAGAGGAGGUGGCCAAGCUGCAGAAGCACCUAGCCCUGCUGAGGCAGGAGUAUGUGAAGAUGCAGCAGAAGCUGGCUGACACAGAGAGGCGAUGUGCCGUGCUGGCUGCUCAAACCUCCGGCCAGGGCUCCACCAACACCUUCGGAACUGGGGCAGGAGACACCUUCAUCAGCCGUCUGCUGGACAUCGUGGCCCAGCUCUACCAGCAGGACCAGUACAGUGAUCUGAAGGUGACGGUUGGAGAGAUGACGCUCAACGCUCACAAGUUUGUCCUGGCUGCUCGCAGUGAUGCCUGGAGCCUGGCCAACCUGGCCUCCACCUCAGAACUGGACCUGUCUGAUGCCAAACCAGAGGUUGCCAUGGCAAUGUUGCGCUGGGCCUAUACAGACAACUUGGAGCUCAGCGAGGACGAUGCCUUCCUCAUCGACCUGAUGAAGCUGGCCAACCGCUUCCAACUGCAGCUGCUUCGAGAGAGGUGUGAGAAAGGGGUGAUGUCAUCGGUGAACGUGAGAAAUUGUAUCCGGUUUUACCAAACGGCUGAGGAGCUGGACGCCACAACCCUCAUGAACUACUGUGGAGAGAUCAUCGCCAGCCACUGGGAUGACCUGAGGAAAGAGGACUUCAGCACUAUGAGUGCUCCUCUGCUCUACAAGAUGAUAAAGUCUAAAACGGAGUUCCCACUUCACAAAGCCAUCAAGGUUGAGAGGGAAGACGUGGUCUUCCUCUACCUCAUUGAGAUGGACUCGCAGUUGCCUGGGAAGCUGAAUGAACUGGACAACAAUGGGGACUUGGCUAUGGACCUGGCUCUGUCUGGUAAACUGGAGAGUAUCGCCACAACGCUGGUCAACAACAAGGCAGAUGUGGACAUGGUGGACCAGAGUGGUUGGAGCCUUCUGCACAAAGCCAUCCAAAGAGGUGAUGAGUUUGCCUCCACUUUCCUGAUCCGACACUCGGCCCAGGUGAACGCGGCCACGGUUGGAGCGGUGGAGACCCCCCUGCACCUGGUGUGCUCCUUCAGUCCCAGGAAGCACUCUGGGGACGUGAUGAGUGGCAUGGCCCACAUCGCAGAGGUUCUGCUCAAGACAGGGGCCAACCCCAACAUGCAGAACAGCAAGGGAAGAACUCCUUUGCAUGAAGCGGUGGUGUCGGGGAACGAGCCUGUGUUCACCCAGCUCCUACAGUGCAAACAGCUGGACCUGGAGCUGAAGGACCAUGAGGGUAGUACAGCGUUGUGGCUGGCCCUGCAGUACAUCACCGUGUCCUCUGACCCCAAUGUUAACCCAUUCGAGGACGAUGCUCUGGUGGUGGAGAACGGAACAUCGUUUGAUGAAAACAGCUUUGCAGCCCAGCUCAUCCAGAGAGGCAGUAACGCAGACGCACCAGACACCGCCACAGAAAACUGUCUACUGCAGAGGGCAGCAGGUGCAGGCAGUGAGGCUGCCGCCCUCUUCCUGGCCACACAUGGGGCAAAGGUCAACCAUGCCAACAAAUGGGGUGAAACCCCUCUCCACACGGCGUGUCGCUGUGGUCUGGCGGGCCUGACGGCAGAGCUGCUCCAACAGGGAGCUAACCCUAACCUGCAGACCCAGAAGGCCCUCCCCGAUGACGCCCAGGGGGUGUCUCUACAGAGCCCCCUCCACAUGGCCAUUGUACACAACCACCCUGACGUGGUGUCAGUCAUCCUGGAGCAGAAAGCCAAUGCUCUUCAUGCCACCAACAACCUGCAGAUCAUCCCAGAUUUCAGCCUCCUAGACUCCAUGGACCAGACGGUGUUGGGCCUAGCCCUCUGGACAGGUAUGCACACCAUAGCAGCCCAGCUCCUGGGUUCUGGGGCAUCCAUCAACAACACCAUGUCCAACGGUCAGACCCUGCUCCACAUGGCCAUCCACAGACAGGACAGCAAGAGUGCUCUGUUUCUCCUGGAACACCAGGCUGACAUCAACGUCAGGACCCAGGAGGGAGAGACGGCGCUGCAGCUGGCCAUCAGUAAUCAACUUCCCCUGGUGGUGGACGCCAUCUGCACGCGGGGGGCGGACAUGUCCGUGGUGGACAAGAGGGGACACCCCCCUCUGUGGCUGGCCCUGGAGAAUGGUCUAGAGGACAUCGCCUCCACACUGGUCCGACACGGCUGUGACGCCACCAGUUGGAGCUCUGGUCCCUCAGGCUGUCAGCAGACCCUCCUCCACAGGGCCGUGGAUGAGAACAACGAGGUCACCGCCUGCUUCCUCAUCCGCAGUGGUUGUGAUGUGAACAGCCCGCGGCGUCCAGGCCCUGACGGGGAGGGGGGUGAGGAGGCCAGGGACGGACAGUCACCCCUCCACCUGGCAGGCAGCUGGGGGCUGGAGGAGGUGGUACAGUGCCUUCUGGAGUUUGGAGCCAACGUCAACACACAGGAUGCAGAGGGCCGAGCUUCAAUCCACGUUGCCAUUAGCAACCAGCACAGCGUCAUCAUUCAGCUGCUCAUCUCCCACCCGGACAUCCGUCUGAACCUACGUGACCGCCAGGGCAUGACCCCCUUCGCCUGCGCCAUGACCCACAAGAACAACAAGGCUGCAGAGGCCAUCCUCAAGAGAGAGCCUGGGGCUGCCGAACAGGUGGACAACAAAGGGCGUAACUUCCUGCACGUGGCGGUGCAGAAUUCUGACAUCGAGAGUGUUCUGUUCCUGAUCAGUGUCCAGGCCAACGUGAACUCCCGGGUGCAGGACGCUGCCAAGCAGACCCCUCUACAUCUAGCUGUUCAUGCUGGCUCUGAAAUGAUCGUCCGUAACCUGCUGCUGGCCGGGGCCAAAGUGAAUGAGCUGACCAAACACAGACAGACCGCUCUACACCUGGCAGCCCAGCAGGACCUGGCUACUAUCUGCUCUGUGCUGCUGGAAAACGGAGUGGACUUCACCGCUGUGGACGAGAAUGGCAACAACGCUCUACACCUGGCCGUAAUGCAGGGUCGGCUUAAUAAUGUGCGAGCCCUUCUCACAGAGUCCAACAUCGACGCUGAGGCCUUCAAUCUCCGGGGCCAAUCACCGAUGCACGUCCUGGGGCAAUAUGGGAAAGAGAAUGCAGCAGCCAUCUUUGAGCUUUUCUUGGAGUGUAUGCCUGAGUACCCUCUGGACAAAGUGGACAAUGAAGGGAACACCGUUCUGUUGCUGGCCUACAUGAAGGGCAAUGCUAACCUGUGUCGUGCCAUCGUGAGGUCUGGUGCACGUAUGGGCCUCAACAACAACCAGGGAAUCAACAUCUUCAACUACCAAGUAGCCACCAAGCAGCUGCUCUUCCGCCUUCUAGAUAUGUUGUCCAAAGAGCCCCCGUGGUGUGAUGGAUCAAACUGUUAUGAAUGUGCUGCCAAGUUUGGAGUCACCACAAGGAAACAUCACUGCCGUCACUGCGGCCGCUUGCUCUGCCAUAAGUGUUCUAUAAAGGAGAUCCCCAUCAUUAAGUUUGACCUGAACAAGCCUGUGAGGGUCUGUGAUGUCUGCUUCGACGUGCUGACUCUGGGUGGGGUGUCCUAAUGCAGUGGACAGCCUGCUCCUCCAUCUUCCCACCACCCUGACACCAUAGGCUGGGCAACAACAGGAGAUCGGGCGACACGGCAGUGGCAGCCAGGGCUAGAGUUACAGACAGACCACAACCUCUGUACUAUUCAUUCCAGUCUAUCAAAACAUGUUCGCUAAUGUUCCAACAGGACUUAAGAAGUAGAAUAUAAAAACAUUAUACAUGUUUUUUUUUUUUUUAUCAAAUGAAUCACGUAGUGAAAAUUGGAUAAAAUGAAAGUAGCUUGCUUGGCUCAAUGACUCCUGGACUGGGCUGGUUGGGGAGAGGGAGAUGCUAAUCAUAUUGUCAUGAUUUGACCUGAUAUCGUUCAUCAGGUGUUUGAAGGAAUCAUGAGAAUCAGUGAUGAACUUGUGACUGUGUCAGAUUGAAUCAGUGAUGAACGUGUAAUGGUGUCAGAUUGAGUCAGUGAUGAAUGUGUAAUGGUGUCAGAUUGAGUCAGUGAUGAAUGUGUAAUGGUGUCAGAAUCAGUGAUGAACAUGUGAUGGUGUCAGAUUGGAACAUGUGAUGGUGUCAGAGCCCUAACCCUGGUCUCGGCUGAGAGCGGAACAGACCGACAGCUUGUGUGCAGCAGCAGCCUCACUGGCCUAAUCAUCAACUGAAUCCAUCACUGCACUGUGCUGGUGAGACAGGAAACAGCAGCUGAGCUUGCUGCCCUCUAAGACCUGCCCUGUGUUACAAUCAGCUGACCUUUGUCCCGAAAUGUGCACUAGUUCACUUCCCUUCAUGGAUUUAAAAGAAAAGGACUGUUAUAAGAAAUGUUAAUGUGCUGUAUUUUCUCUUUACUGUUGGCGAUGUGGCUGGUUCAAUAUGAACUAGAUGGGUUGGUUGGAUUUUAAGGGAAUGGAGUUGAGACUAUUUUUCAUAUACAAAAAAAGACAUCUAUUUGAAUUGAUGAUUCAAUGAUGGAUUUAAUGAUUAAAAUGUUCAUAAAACGCUAAUUGGGUUAAAUAUAUUGCUGAAUUAACUCUCAAUACUUAAAGAAGUGAUCUCUGCUUUAAAAAAAAAAAUGUAUGUGAGAUUAUAUUCACAUGAUUUGAAAUGUAACGGCAUAAAAUAACCUCCAUAAGUGUUUCUAGACCACGGGGUAAAGAUUUAGAGCAUCAGUAAGUGGGACUAGGCACUCAACUAUCUUUACAAUUGAGGAUUUGUUAGUCCCAAAUGCAAAAUAGUUCUUGCUUUGAAAUUUUACUUAUGAUAAAAUACCUAUUAUACUUAUGCAUGUCAUUUAAUUUGUAGCCGAUAAUUUUGUAUUAUCUUAUAAUCAUUGUGAAUUGUGUCUGUUUCCCAGACCACCAAAGUGUACAUUCCAAUUCCUUGUAAUCUGGGUCUUUAGUAAGGUCUUGUUGUUGGGGGGGGGGGCAUUGUUAUAUGUAAAAUGCUCCAAUUGCUAUUGCCUCAAGUGUUGUCUUGACCUGCCAGGCUAGUUUCCCAGACCCAGAUUAAGAUGAGUCCAGGACAAGAAAAAAAAAACACUUUCAAUGAAAAUGUUCAGGCCUUUAGUCCAGAAAUAGGUUUAAUAAUCUGUGUCCAGGAAACCAGCCUGUAUGUUUUAAUGCGUCUGGAUUUCAAAACCUAACAGGUGCACUUUAUCAAAGAUCACAUGACAUUUCUGACAUAAGGGGAGAGAAUGUGAGAGGAGUUGGUGGUGGCCAUUGGUCCACUAUAAGCAUUGUUAAAUUGUACAGAAAUGUAUAAUAUUUUUGACCACUACAACUGUUUUGUACUUAAUGCAGUUUGUGCUUUUUCUUUUGUCAUUGUGACAAAACUGAAAUGUUUGCCUCUUAAUCUUUUCUGAACGUUGUGUUCUCUCUAUGCUCAGAUAUCUAGCCCGUCUCUUCCUUCCAUGUCCUUUUAGAGAAAAGGGAGGACGACUUUUCAUAAAGUUAAUCAAAAAUAAACACAGAAUCUUGUU